Molecule: messenger RNA, 4894 nt
Organism: Seriola aureovittata
Lineage: Eukaryota; Metazoa; Chordata; Actinopteri; Carangiformes; Carangidae
Gene: gnpat
Product: glyceronephosphate O-acyltransferase
Exons: 16
Coding region: 164-2233 (689 amino acids)
Biological process (GO): ether lipid biosynthetic process
Cellular component (GO): mitochondrial membrane; peroxisomal membrane
Molecular function (GO): glycerone-phosphate O-acyltransferase activity
Source: RefSeq, a predicted model, not a curated record
AGCACGGAUAUGACACGGAAAUACCUAUCAACACGCCCAUGUGAAGUUCUGCAGCCGCUGUUAUCUACCAAAAGUAUUAUAACAAGGCAGGACCGUACACAUACUCGUGCACGUAUAUUCUCACUGGAUGCGGCGUCUAUGUGCUUAUGAACUGUGAUAAACUAUGGCUUCCAAAGCGGUUUACUUGCAUAGAGACCCUAUGCUGAAGAAAAGAGAUGACUUUGAGGACAUUUUGGAGGAGAGGAGGAACUCCAGCGACCUGAGAUACGCUCUCAGAUGUUACACUCCCGUUCUUUACAAAGGAGUGUCUCCCUGCAAAGCAGACACGCUGAAGAACAUGGUGCUUCAGUCUGAUCAGCUGCACUACGUCAUCAAUCAGGUUUCCAAAGAGAUGGGCAGGGCUGUCGAUGACAUCCAGGAGGAGGCAUCAGCCAUCCUGGAGGAGAUGGCUCAUUGCCUGCAACUCAGCACUGUUCGCUUCUUCGCCUUUACACUCAGCAAAGUCUUUAAAACCUUGUUCAGGAGCAUCUGUGUCAAUGAAGAGGGCAUCCAGAGGCUCCAACAGGCCAUUCAGGAGCACCCGGUUGUCCUGCUGCCCAGUCACCGUAGUUACAUGGACUUCCUGCUGAUGUCAUACAUCCUGUACACCUACGACCUGGCUCUACCUGUCAUUGCUGCCGGCAUGGACUUCAUGGGGAUGAAGUUUGUGGGGGAGAUGCUGCGGAUGUCUGGUGCGUUCUUCAUUCGGCGGUCCUUCGGAGGAGACAAGCUGUACUGGGCCGUCUUCUCGGAAUAUGUCAAGACCAUGCUUAAAAAUGGAUUUGCACCUGUUGAAUUUUUCCUAGAAGGGACCAGAAGCCGAACAUGCAAAUCUUUGACUCCAAAGUUAGGUCUGUUGAAUAUAGUGAUGGAUCCAUACUUUAAAGGGGAAGUGUUCGACAUGAGCUUGGUCCCGGUCAGUAUCAGCUAUGAGAGGAUCUUGGAGGAGGCGCUCUACGCCAGAGAAAUGCUUGGUGUACCCAAACCCAAGGAGUCCACUUCAGGUCUGUUUAAAGCCAGGAAGGUCCUCAGUGAAGACUACGGCAGUAUUCAUGUCUACUUCGGUCAACCUGUGUCCGUCAGAAGUUUAGCAGAGGGCAGAAUUAACCGCUGCCAAUUCAACCUGAUACCAAGACACGUCCCCAACAGGCCUAGUGAGGAUAUCCAGAGCUUUGUGAAUGACUCGGCCUACAGGCUGGUCCGGGCCCAGGAGGAGAACAUGGUCCUGAAGCCGUGGGUGCUCCUGGCCUCUCUGCUGCUCCAGAACCACCACCAGAACCAGGCGUCAGGGCAGAAACCGGGGGUGGCACUGGACGAGCUGACUGAACAAGCUGUGUGGCUGCGAGAUCUUUCUAGACAGUAUGGGGCCUUCCUGCACUGGCCUGACCACGUGCCUCCACCAGACGUCAUCUCCUCCAGUCUUUCCCUGCAUCGAGGUCUAGUGAAGAUGUCUGAGGGAAGAGUGCAGCUGGCAUUGGAACAAGCAGGGGGACAGGCGGGGCCAGGGGAGCCUCGCAGCACUCUUACCACCCCAGAAGAGGAGCUCUUGAGCCGGGCAGUCAUCGUACUCUCCUGUGCCUCCUACAGGAACCAGGCACUGCACGUCUUCCUCCGACCGGCACUGCUGGCCUCGGCCAUCCACACUGCUGCCUCCAACCAGAAACAGGAGGUGUUCAACAGCUUCAGCUUCCUCAGAAACAUGUUCUCUAAUGAGUUCAUCCUCUGUCCUGGAGCUACUGUGCAGGACUUUGAGGAGGCCUGUUUCCUCCUGGUGAAGACCGGAGCUCUGCAGGUCACCCAGCAGGAGGUUCUGGUGACGGAGAGAGGACACAGGACUCUGGUGUUCCUCACCAGUAUGUUAGAUCCCUUCUUACAGGGAUACCAGGUGGUGUGUAGGUUCCUGUGUGAAGAGGCCCCCGAGGUGCUGACAGAAAAACAGUUUAUUCCUGCCGUCCGGAAGUUCAUCAUCAAACAUCUUCUUGCAGGUAGACUAAGGUACACGGAGGUGUUGUCGUCUGACCUCCAGAAGAACACUCUGGCGGCUUUGCUAAGACUUGGAGCUGUACGGAAAAUCAAGGGAGCGGCGCAGGGAACUUUAAAGGUCAACAAGGUGAUGGUGAACUCACUGGAAGACACUCUAGGUAAGAAAGAAGCAGGAAUAAAACAGCUGCUGUGGAUCUCACCUGGUGUUUAAAACAUCUUUGAUUUGUCUGUUUGUCCAGGAGGAAAACUCCCAACUCAGAAAGCCGUCGUCGCUCGCCUCUAAUCCACCGACCUCAUUAGCCAAAGGAGACUGAGGAGGGGUCGAAUCUUUUUUUUUUUUUUUUUUUACCUCCACCGAUGUAAUGCGACGACGUCUCACCUCCUCUCUACGAUGCGAGUCAUAAAGGACGUCCAACUGCUUUCCAUAAGAGGUGGAACAAAAGCCAUCUGGAGACCACUCAACCCGGCUUUUUAUUUUAUUUUUCUUUCGUUUCUCAACUCAAGUCUCUUUUCAAAACUCCUUUUUCUUCCUAAGACUCUUCUAUUAAAAACCUUUUUCUAUACAUACAUAAAACCAGAUGAUGAGUAAGGCCUUUGAGGGUAUAUUGCUUUUGGCUCAUUCUGAACAACUAACCUUUUGCAGUCUUGUGAAAGCUUCUGAAUGUGCCAGCUCCACUCAGGAUAGUGGCCAUUUUCUAUUAAUGCAUUCAAUAUGAAUCCUCUAACACUCAGCACAGCUUUUCUUUGUGUGAUUCUCAGUCUGCUCUUUCAUCUACAUUUCAGUUUGUCUGUGUUUGUUAUUAGCUGUCUCUCCUUUUCUUGUCUCUCUUUACUUUGAGCACUUUAAUGAAUUUAUUCAUGCAAUGUGGUGUGGACCUGUAUCUUAACUGUCUUUCUGCACACUGUUUUUCUCCCUUUUCCUCAUUUUUUCCUCUUUCUUUUGACAAGUUGCUAAAAUGAAUUGAAAAGAAAAUUAGAUUCUGGUGGAAAAAAAAAAAUUUCUUUGCAAUGUAUGAACUAAAAGUUUAUAUAUUUGAGUUGAACUUGCCACAACCCAAAAGCCUUUUUGCCAACCACACAGACAAGCAGUACAUUUGUGUUUGUUUACACAGUGGAGACGAUGCUUCAAGUCUAACGGAGGUGUCGCACAGUUGCCAAACUCCAGAUGAAAUAUUGAACAUUUUGUUAUAGUGAAAUACUACCAGCUACACCAAAGGUGCAAGUUUUUGUUGAAUCUUUGUUCACUGUUGGGGAUAAUUUACAUGUUCUCUCAUGUGUAGAAUAGUUACUGAAGUUGCUUCAUAGUUACAGAGGUUUUUUUAAAGUCAGGAUAUAUUUAAAAGAUGUUUAAUAGUCAUCCUUUAUUUAUAUUCAUAGAACAGAUACACACCUCAUUUAAUUUUGUUACAAGGGAAGGAAGACGAGGCAAAAUCAAGGAAAACGGGAGCCGAAACUCCAGAGGAACAAAUGCUAAUAAAAUGUCACUGGAGCAGUAGAAUAAGACUUUAUGCACAAGGAGUUUGAGAAGUAAAUGGGCCAACCGGUGAUUCUUUUUUUGAAGACUCAGGAUUACCUCCUUAGCCAACACAUUGUUCAUAAGAGUGUAGUCUUUUUUUAAUCAAAUUUUCCAUAUUGAAACUAGAGUAGUUUAAAAAACCCCCUUCUAUUGAAGCUAUUCGUUUGGAAGCUAACCAGCAGUGCAAUCGUGUCGCCUUGAAAUCCCAACUCUGUGUCAGCGGCAGAUUGAGUUUUACUGAUACAAGCAGAGCUGCUCAGGACGCAGAAAACGUCCAAUUGGUUGAAUUAACAUGGUCAAACCAAACAGCCACAGUUUCUCUGGCACUGCAUCUCAACAACAACAACAACAACAGAGGUCCAAUUUUGGUUCCUGGACCAUAAUUCCUACCUUUCAAGUGGGGACAUUUUUGACGCCGGUGCCAAUAUGAUUCUAACAAAUUAAAUUUCUUUGAUUCUUCUCUUUCAGGAAUAUAAACAUGUUGCUCUACAAAAACUCAUAUUUCUGUUUAAUGAAAUAAGCCUAAUUUUCUCAAAUGCGUCAUUUUGAAUGCCGUCCCAACACAAGCAGUCAUGCAAGAACUAUAACUAAUCUGACAAAUUAAAAUACCAUCUAGAAUUUAAAAGACGAAGGGGAAAAAAAGUCAGUACUCGACACGUUGGGUUGGUACUCAAAGUAUUGAGAUUUGAUGCGGAGCUCUACUGGGAAGGCACCGUUCACAUGGAGUAACUGUUAACCCUUCACAUCCAUGGUAAACCUGCACUGAAAGCAGCGUGUAGAGAUUUCACAAGCCUGACUGAAAGCUUUCUGAAAGACCAUGUCACACCAACACUUUUUUUUUGACUGAUCCCGAAUGUUCCUGUAGAAACAUGAUGUUCCCUUUAACAACUACAACAAACAGAGUAGCUACGCCAAGUUGUUUAUCUUAAGGUUUAAAUUCUCUUCUGUUUUGCCAAACUCAACUUUCACUCCUAAAUCAUAAACUUGCCACAUAUUUUUCAGAUCGCUACCUCCGUCUUCUUUGAUGGCCAAAUUUGAUAGUAACUCGACUUGUAUGUUGUGAAACUUGAAACACAGUCAACAUCAAAGCCGCUCUGCAUUUCAGAAAUCUUUGUACAACUCCAAUCUGCAUGUCAACACGUCAACCAAAGUGCAAGUCUACAGUGUGACUGUAUUUCUGGUUAAAUUGUUUAUUUUUUUGUUUUUUUUAAAGCUUUUAUAUAAUGUCUAAAUAUUUGACUCCUUUGUGUAUUCGUGUGUGUGUGUGUGUGUUCAUGUUGGGUGAGGCCUUUUAGUACUGACUGUACAGGCUGAUGAAAUAAAAGAGCAUGUUAUUAAAGUGUUUUGAAAUACAAA